GUGUGUUUACGAUUCUACUGAAAAAUUUAACAUGUAACAGGCUGUCCAAUUUAUAGGGUAUACAGUGUGAUAUAAAAUCACACUGUUCGGAGUGGAUUUUAAUUUCGCGCACAAUUUUUCAACUUUCUUAACUAACAUUACUGGUGACAGUUGUAAUAUUGUUAUACAAAUGUUAUUUAGAUCGGAUACUAAUCCUAUUGUAUUAAGCAUUUUAUUGUUGCAUAUAUCAUUAUUAUUGUUGUAUGUGGUAGUCUUUACUGAUGGUCAACAUGUGAAACACGAAGAAUAUACAUGUCCUUAUCUAUGGAUGCAAUGGAAACAAAGACGUACACUUGGUUGGAUAUGCGGUUCUGUACCAUUUCUACAAACAAAUGUUCCUGGCAUAAAAUUUGAAUACGACUGUUGUCCUGGCUAUGAAAAAACAAAAUUUUUAGAUAACAAAUGUGCUUUUGUCGAUCGAUCGUGGCAAAACAUUAUAACUCAACUUAGAGAAAGCAAGUAUUUACAAACAGCUCAAGCGUUAGCAAAAGACGAAAAACUAAAGGAUUUAUCUGCCAGCCCAGCUAACGGUGUUUAUACAGUAUUUGUUCCACAGCAAGAUGAUGAUAUCAUGUCGAAAGAAAUGGAUUAUGUCAGCAAUACAGAUGCUGUUGCUGGAAUGGUUUCUUCUGGAAGAUGGUAUUCGAAAGGCUUUCGUAAUGGACAAAAGAUACCAACACAGAAAGGUACUUUUAUAAAAGUGACAACAUAUUCAACUGGAUUAACCUUUUUGGAUUGUAAAGUAUUACUCAGUCCAGAUCAUGAAGCAUCAAAUGGUUUAAUUCAUCAAAUCGAUGGAGCUUUACCACCCACUUAUAAACACCCAACAGUUUUGAAGCGUUUAAACGCGGAACCUGAUCUAUCAGCAUUUGUUCAAAGUUUACCUAGUGAUUUAAAGAGGAAACUGGAUGAACCGGAUUCAGAUGAAUGGUACACAGUGUUUGCUGUACCAAACAAUGUUUGGAAUCAAAUGACAUCGGGUAUUAGUUCAUCGGAAGCUAAAGAGGCUUUAGCCCGUCAACAUGUCAUGGAGAAAAUGCUUUGCUCUGAUGCUAUUGUUCAGAAUACUAAACGUAUUGGUCCAACACUCACAGAUACACAUUUUAGUAUUCAACGUAAAUCUGAUGGGAAUUUAAUUAUCACGGAUGUAUGCAAUAAACAGAUACCUAUUCAACGUAAAGAUGUUAUGUCUGGAACUGGUGUAAUACACGUGAUUGAAAGUCCAAUAAGCAGUUUAGAAUGUAAGUUAUAUUGUUGGGGCAAUUUUGCCUUUCGUGUUGUGAUCUUUGGAAAGCUUUGA
Messenger RNA from Trichobilharzia szidati, 1339 nucleotides. Lineage: Eukaryota; Metazoa; Platyhelminthes; Trematoda; Strigeidida; Schistosomatidae. The record is from the annotation of a GenBank genome assembly.